AUGGCGCCUUCUAUCUACAUCGACGAGGACGUCGGCGUCGACGACGCCACCGCGACCGGUUCCGAGACCGCUCCUUACAAGACUCUCGUGCACGCCUUUGUGCAGCACGCGCCCACCACCGAGGGUAUCCAGUAUCUUACCCGCAAGUCUCAGACUGAUGCUGCCGGCGAGGAUGUCGACCCCGCCGCCAAGCUGGAGUGGAAGCCCGCCACCAAGUCUGCCAUGAAGAAGGCCACCAACCUGUACGAGCAGCGCAAGAAGAAGGCCGCCAAGGAGCACGAGCUGGCUAUCCGCGAGAAGGCCGAGGCCGAUAAGCGCCAGAAGGUCCUCGAGGAGGCUAAGAAGAUCGUAAUCAAGGAGGAUACCUCGCUGCCCAAGCCUGUGCGCAUUCGUCUGGAUGUCACCGACCCCGCCAUCGUCAAGCUGCGCGCCCCCGGCUCCGACGAGCCUGGUACCCGUGUUCGCGUCCUCGGUCGUGUUCACCGUGCUCGUGCCCAGAAGGAUGUCGUCUUCAUUACCCUGACCGACGGCUAUGGCUACCUGCAGUGCAUUCUGACCGGCGAUAUGGUCAAGACCUACGACAUCAUGACUCUGACCCUCGAGACCUCCAUGGUCAUCCACGGUGAGAUGCGCGCCGUCCCCGCCGGAGCCCACGCUCCUAACGGCCGUGAGCUGCACGCCGAUUUCUUUUCCAUUAUCGGCCGCGCUGCCGGUGACAAGGAGGCAAUUACCACCCGUGUCGCCCCCGAUGCCGACCCUCAGACCCUUUACGACAACCGCCACCUGGUCCUCCGUGGUGAGACUUCCUCCUCCGUGAUGAAGGUGCGCUCUGCCGUCCUGCGCGCUUUCCGCAAGUCGUUCGAGGCCAACCGCAUGCUGGAGGUGACCCCUCCCGCCAUGGUUCAGACCCAAGUCGAGGGCGGAUCGACUUUGUUUGCAUUUGAUUACUAUGGCGAGAACGCCUAUCUCACACAGUCCUCCCAACUGUACCUAGAGACCUGUCUCCCCUCCCUGGGUGAUGUGUAUUGCGUCUGCCCGUCUUUCCGCGCAGAGAAGUCUCUGACCCGCCGUCACUUGUCCGAGUACACUCAUAUCGAAGCCGAGCUCGAUUUCAUCGUCUUCAACGACCUCCUGGACCACCUGGAGGAGAUGAUCUGCCGCGUCAUCAACUACACCCUCGCAGAGCCCGAAAUCGCCAACUACAUCAAGACUCUCAACCCGGACUUCACGCCCCCGAGCCGUCCUUUCCGCCGCAUGAAGUACUCCGAUGCCAUUGACUGGCUCGUUGAGCACAACAUCCCCAACGAGGAGGGUGAGCCCCACAAGUUCGGCGACGAUAUCGCCGAGGCCGCGGAGCGCAAGAUGACCGAUAUCAUCAACACUCCUAUCUUCCUCACUCACUUCCCCGCGGAGAUCAAGGCCUUCUACAUGAAGAAGGAUCCUGAGGAUCGUCGCGUUACUGAGAGUGUUGACGUACUCAUGCCUGGUGUUGGCGAGAUCGUUGGUGGAAGUAUGCGUAUGGAUGACUGGGAUGAGCUGAUGGCUGCUUACAAGCAUGAGGGCAUGGACCCUAAGCCUUACUACUGGUACACCGACCAGCGCAAGUACGGUACCUCCCCCCACGGAGGCUACGGUCUCGGUCUGGAGCGUUUCCUCGCCUGGCUGUGCGGUCGCUACACUGUCCGUGAUUGCUCGCUGUAUCCCCGUUUCACCAACCGUUGCACCCCGUAA
Molecule: messenger RNA, 1731 nt
Organism: Penicillium atrosanguineum
Lineage: Eukaryota; Fungi; Ascomycota; Eurotiomycetes; Eurotiales; Aspergillaceae
Product: asparagine--tRNA ligase DED81
Exons: 3
Coding region: 1-1731 (576 amino acids)
Biological process (GO): asparaginyl-tRNA aminoacylation
Cellular component (GO): cytoplasm
Molecular function (GO): asparagine-tRNA ligase activity; nucleic acid binding; ATP binding
Source: RefSeq, a predicted model, not a curated record